Molecule: messenger RNA, 762 nt
Organism: Danaus chrysippus (African queen)
Lineage: Eukaryota; Metazoa; Arthropoda; Insecta; Lepidoptera; Nymphalidae
Source: the annotation of a GenBank genome assembly
AUGCCGCGUGUGUCACGUUCGCGUGAAAGUUCGGAGGAGACGCCACGUAGUCGCCGUAAGGCAGGGCGUACCCGCAGCAAAUCGCGUCGACACCACAAGCACUCUAAAACGCGUCACCACCACGGGCAUUCUCGUUCGCGUUCCCGCCACUGUGACAAGUCGCGCUCUCACUCUCGUGACCGCGACAGUUCGAUUAAGGUGACAUUAGGGUCGAUUGUGGCUAGGUUAAAUGCUAUUGAGGAAAAUACCGCGAGUACAUCCCAAACCCCGAUACAGCGAUCAAAUCGUGAGAGCACACCUCAACGCUUUGACAGCACCCAACAUGUAUGCGAGAAGCAGCCUGGCAGACACAUCGCUGUAUGUGUAUUAGGCUUCGGCCUGGCAGACACAUCGCUGUAUGUGUAUUGGGCUUCGGCCUGGCAGACACAUCGCUGUAUGUGUAUUGGGCUUCGGCCUGGCAGACACGUUGUUGUACGUGUAUUGGGCUCCGGCCCGGCAGACACGUUGUUGUACGUGUAUUGGGCUUCGGCCUGGCAGACACAUCGCCGCAAUGACAAUGAGGAUGACGAUGUUCAAGCUGGACCCUCCAACUCCGCGAGUAUUCCUGAUGAUGACCAUCAAACUGAACGUGCUGAUCCCACUAAUCCUGUGGGCAUUGCUGACGAGAAUGAUCAGGCUGGACUGUCUGAUCCUGCCAAUCCACCUCUGGCUCCUCUGGAGAUGCAUCCGAGGACGGCGCAUGAUCAGGAGAGGCCGUAUUAG